Molecule: messenger RNA, 966 nt
Organism: Anastrepha obliqua
Lineage: Eukaryota; Metazoa; Arthropoda; Insecta; Diptera; Tephritidae
Gene: Lim1
Product: LIM/homeobox protein Lhx1
Exons: 4
Coding region: 7-966 (319 amino acids)
Biological process (GO): neuron differentiation; regulation of transcription by RNA polymerase II
Cellular component (GO): nucleus
Molecular function (GO): DNA-binding transcription factor activity, RNA polymerase II-specific; RNA polymerase II transcription regulatory region sequence-specific DNA binding
Source: RefSeq, a predicted model, not a curated record
UCAUUAAUGGGUUCCGCCAGCGAAGAUGAAGACGACGAUGAUCCGCCACAUUUGCGCGGGCCACCACUCGGCCUGGGCGUAUUAGGACCGAAUGGCCCAGACUCAGCGGGUGGACCAUUGGGAGCAUCCGAUAUCUCAGUACAAAGUAUGAGCACGGAUAGUAAAAACACGCAUGACGACUCCGAUCAGGGUUCCUUAGAUGGUGAUCCUGAUGGUCGUGGCGAUUCGCAAGCGGAGAACAAGAGUCCUGACGAUGCGAACGGCUCGAAGCGACGUGGCCCGCGAACGACGAUAAAAGCCAAACAAUUGGAAGUACUGAAAACGGCAUUUAAUCAAACACCGAAACCGACACGGCAUAUUAGGGAACAAUUGGCCAAGGAGACGGGGUUGCCAAUGCGUGUGAUACAGGUUUGGUUCCAGAAUAAACGUUCCAAGGAGCGACGCAUGAAGCAAAUCACCAGCAUGGGACGUCCACCGUUCUUUGGCGGUGCGCGUAAAAUGCGCGGCUUUCCCAUGAAUCUCUCACCUGGUGGUCUCGAUGAUGGUCCUGGCUUCCCCUAUUUCGCGGCUGAUGGCAAAUUUGAGUUUGGUUACGGUGGACCACCAUUCCAUCCGCACGAUGGACCGUUCUUCCCAGGACAUCCUGGUGGGCCGAUGCCAUUUAAUACACCAGGUGGACCCAUGGAUCAUACAGGCCCCAUACCAAUGGUGAAUGAAUUCGGUCUUACGCCCGAAUCGCAAUUCCUCAGUCAAGCUGGUGGCCCACCGAUGAGCAUACAAUCGGCUGGUGGACCACCACCACCUCCUGAACAUCUACUUGCUGCGCAACAACAGGCACAACAACAAGCACAACAGCAGCAACAACAACAACAACCGAAUGGCCCGCGCUCAGCAUCACCGGAAUUUCUAACAGCGGCGAACUUCAGUGAGCCAUCGAAUAUGCAAAAUGAGGGACUGGUUUGGUAA